Phoenix dactylifera (date palm) is the source of this 1059-nucleotide messenger RNA. RefSeq names its product trans-resveratrol di-O-methyltransferase-like. Lineage: Eukaryota; Viridiplantae; Streptophyta; Magnoliopsida; Arecales; Arecaceae. The record is from RefSeq and is a predicted model, not a curated record. Gene Ontology annotation, molecular function: protein dimerization activity; O-methyltransferase activity.
AUGGAGCAGACCAAGGAGCUCUUGCAAGCCCAAACACACGUCUACCACCACAUCCAUGGCAACGCCAUCUCCAUGUUCCUCAAGUGUGCCGUGGAGCUCGGCAUCCCCGACGCCAUCCACGCCCACGGCCAACCCCUCCCCUUCUCCCGCCUGGUCUCCUCCCUCGCCAUCCCCCCUUCCAAAGCCCCCUCCCUCCGCCGCCUCCUGCGCCUCCUCACGCACACGGGCUUCUUCACCAUCCAUCCGGACCUCGACAGCUCCGGCGAGGACGCCUACUCCCUCACUCCCAGCUCCCAACUCCUCCUCAAGAGCAGCCCCACCAGCCUCGCCUCCUUUGUCGUCGGCAUCCUCGACUCCAGCAUACUGUCCCCUUUUCAGCUCCUCAGCGCCUGGUACCGGAGCGAGCAUCCCGCCACCGCCGCCGAAAUGGCCCGCGGCAUGCCCAUUUGGGACUGGGCCAGAGCGAACCCCCACUUCAACCUCCUGUUCAACGAAGCCAUGGCCAGCGACACCAGCGUCGUGGCCAAGGUGCUAGUCACCGACUGCAAGGCCGCCUUCCAUGGGCUGAGGUCCCUCGUGGAUGUCGGCGGUGGCAACGGGAUGUUCGCGAUGGGGAUCGCCGAGGCCUUUCCGCAUAUAAAGUGCACCGUCUACGACCUCCCUCACGUCGUCGCCACCAUGCCGGAGAGCCCGGUCGUCGAGGCCGUGGGAGGGGACAUGUUCGAGCGCAUUCCUCCGGCUGAUGCCGUGUUUCUUAAGCUGAUACUGCACACGUUGACUGAUGAGCAAUGCGUGAAGAUACUGAGGCUGUGCAAGGAAGCGAUUCCGAAGAGAGAGGAGGGAGGGAAGGUGCUGAUCGUGGACGUGGUCUUGAAUUCGGACCAGCAAGAUUAUAUGGUGACGGAGUCACAGCUGGUGUGGGAUUUGGUGAUGCUGCAGGCCACGGGUGGGAAGGAGAGAGAAGAGCAUGAAUGGAAGAAGGUUUUCACGGAAGCAGGUUUUGUGGACUACAGGGUGACGCCAUUGGGUGCACGGUCUUUAAUUGAGGUGUUUCCUUAA